UCCUGCAAAGCAGAACCCCCCACCUCCUGCUCGGCCCCUUGUCUUCUCCAGCCUGCGACCCCGGCAGCUUCCCCUGGCCCGGCCCAGCCCAGCGCGGCCCCGGCUGAGCGCAAGGCUCUGGUUAGCUGCAGCCGCGAGCAUCAUGAGAGCGCUGCCUUCGCCGGUGCUGCUCUUACUCCUGCUGGCUCCCGGAGCCUGGGCUAGCGUAUUCUUCCCUUCGCCCAAGCAGCAGCCGCAGCCUCAGCCGCCUGUGCCGCCGGAGGUAAGCCCCUGGUCGGGGCCGGGGAAUGUCACCCAGCUGGAAGGAGAGGCGGCGGUGGGCGGCAGCGCCAACCGGAGUGAGACCUUGGUGACCCGCAUCUCCAGCCUGCUCCGGGACCUCCCCACCCUUAAGGCGGCCGUGAUCGUGGCGUGCGCCUUCACCUCCUUCCUCAUCGCCUGCCUGCUGCUCCGGGUGUUCAGGUCUGGAAAGAGAAUAAAGAAAACCCGGAAAUAUGAUAUAAUCACAACUCCAGCAGAGAGAGUAGAAAUGACUCCUUUAAAUGAAGAAGAUGAUGAUGAGGAAGACUCAACAGUUUUUGAUGUCAAAUACAGGUAUAUGUACAGGUAAAAACUACUUUUCUGGAGUUGAGGCACACCAUGGAAAAUCAGUCAGCUAUUGAAAGCCCUGCUGGACCCUGAAGUGUGAAAGGGAGGAUGGAAGUCAUCGUCUCUGAAGCAUUGAUACCAAAACAAAUAUUCCCUCUGACUCCAGAAACUUAUUUAUAAACUGUUCAGCAGCAGGCGGGCCUGUGUUGAACUUCUGUGUCAAAAUGUCAGAAUUAAGCUCUUCAUUUACAAACCACUACCUUAGGUUAACCUGUGUCACUCCUUUGAAUGUCUCUUUCAAAUGCCACCAGGCUCCAGUUCUCUCUUCUUGAAGAGGUUCUUUGAUAAGGGGGGAAGGGUAGAAACUCUUUUUUAUUUUUCUCCUUUUAAAGCAGAUUUCUGCAAGAUGAGAAUAUUAAAAAAUAAUAUCCAGACCCCAAGUAUUAAAAAGCCAGAAGAAAAUUCAUUUCUACGAUUUAGAAUUAGAUGCUUUUUCUUGUUUGGCUCUUGAGUCUUGAGAUUUGAGGUUAUACCAACCUCUUGGCUGCUUUAAAUUCCAGCCACUUGCCUUAAUCUUUUGGUGAGUGUGUUUCAUGGAAAAGCAGAUUUCAACAAUGGUGGCUAGUGGCUCUAUGCUAAACCAGCCUUGCUAGGAUUGUGUGUUUAUAUGUGACAGACUUAUUGGUGAAGAAAAUUGUGAUGGCUUGCUACUGAUUUCGACAAUUGCACUAGCCCCUACUGAAUCAUGCUAUUCCUCAUGCUCCAGUGGAGCAAAUUGGUGUCUGAAAUGAAGUAGUUUUUGUUAGGCUUAUUAUUUUUUUUUUUAAAGAGUGUGAGUUCAACAGAAUUAGGCAUGGCUGGUUUGAAAAGAAUUGUGGAUUUCAGGAAAAAAUAUAUUUUUAUGAUUUUUCCUCCUCUGCUGGGAAAAUAAAACGCCAGGCAGCUUUUCAUUUGUGUAAAA
Messenger RNA from Phascolarctos cinereus (koala), 1549 nucleotides. RefSeq names its product family with sequence similarity 174 member B (gene FAM174B). The record is from RefSeq and is a predicted model, not a curated record. Lineage: Eukaryota; Metazoa; Chordata; Mammalia; Diprotodontia; Phascolarctidae.